Malassezia sympodialis ATCC 42132 is the source of this 3597-nucleotide messenger RNA. RefSeq lists its product as uncharacterized. Bases 1 to 3597 code for a protein of 1198 amino acids. Gene Ontology annotation, biological process: meiotic chromosome condensation; mitotic chromosome condensation; mitotic cell cycle. The transcript has 2 exons. The record is from RefSeq and is a predicted model, not a curated record. Gene Ontology annotation, molecular function: histone binding. Gene Ontology annotation, cellular component: condensed chromosome, centromeric region; nucleus; condensin complex. Lineage: Eukaryota; Fungi; Basidiomycota; Malasseziomycetes; Malasseziales; Malasseziaceae.
AUGGACGGCCCCGCGUUCGUCCUCGCGGACGCGCUGACCAAGCUCCAGGAGGACGACCUGGACAUCGAGGAUGAAGUGUUGGUCGAUGCGCAAGAUGCACAGACGCAGCUUGCGGCCGUCACACGCGUCGUCGAUGCGGUCGCGCACUCGUGCACGGCCGUGCAGGAUGCGGCUACGUUUACGUAUGCCCAGUCGUGCAUCAAGUAUGUGGGUCACCUCGAGCCAGAUACCGCUCACCGUCUCCUCGAUGCGAUUCUCAGUGGAUUCAGUGGUCUCCUUGAUGAGCUGGCCGACACGGAUGCGACCGCCACGAGCGCCCUGGCCGAGCCGCUCGAGCGCUACGCGUUCCUGCUCCAGUGGCUUAUCCAGCUGCUGGAGAAGCACAGGGACACUUUUGCGCGCCCCAAGACGUCUGCGCGCGGUGCGCGCACGGAUGGCGCAUGGUCGUGGGCCGCGUCCCUGCCCACCGUGCUCGGCGUGCUGGCCAAGGCGCUGCGCACCGUGUCGGAGCGCCUGUGGUCCUCUGCUGCAAUGCGCGACACGUUUGUUUCCCGCUGCAUCCUGCGUCCCGUGAUGCUGCUGCAGGAGAACGAGGCGUAUCUUAAAGUGGCGCCCGUCAAGCUGGGCCUCUUCAAGGUGACGUGCCUCGCUGUGAAGCUGCACGGUCAGGCUUUUAAUGUGCAGACAAGCAUCAUGCAGUCACUCCAGUACUACGAACACCUCGCGGAGCCUAUGGCCGAGCUUCUUUCGGUCCUGCGCGUCGAAUUUGACGUGGCACGCCUUGGCGAAGAUGUGCUCCGCGAGCUCGCCGCCAAGUCGUUUACCGGCCUCGACUCCAAGAGCCCCCGCAGCUAUGGACGCUUCCUCGUGCGUAUGGCUGAGUUGAAUCCACACAGCGUGCUGAAACAGAUCAGCCUGCUGCAGAAGCACCAGGACAGUGAGUCGUACCCAAUGCGCAAUGCGAUGAUCGAGGUACAGGGACUGCUCAUCAAGAGUCUCGCGCUGCAUCCGGAUCUCGGCGCCACAGACGUUCCAGCAGAUGGCGACGACGAUACGCCUGCGCAUCGCAAGCAGAUCGAUGCGUUCUUCGAGCGCCUGCUCGAGCGAUUCCUCGAUGUCACAACGUUCGUGCGCACCCGCGCCGUCCAGGUGUGCAACGGACUUUGUGAUCUACCAGCCGCAUUUCCAGCGCAGCGCCUGCGCAUGACAGAGCUGGCCGUGCAGGCGCUCGAGGACAAAAGUAGCCAUGUGCGGCGCCACGCAAUCCUCCUGCUCGUCAAGCUCAUUCUCACGCACCCGUAUGGCGCCCUGUAUGGCGGCGAGCUCAGUAUGGACGCGUGGUCAGAGCGCCAUGCAGCUGUUCAGUCACGCCUCGAGCAGGCGGAGGCGGUACUGACGCGCCCCCUCACCGACGAAGAGGGGACUGCCGAGGCUGACGUCUCCCAGUCGGACCUUGCGCCACCGGCCAUGUCGUCCGCGGACCAGGAGCAGCUCGUUCAGCUGCGGCUUACACACACGUAUUGCACGGACGCGCUCAAGUUCAUGACGUGCCUUGAACGCGGUGUGCCGAUCCUCGUUCAGCUGCUCGCCUCGACGAACAAGGCCGAGGUGCUUGCGAGUAUGGAGUUCUUCCGCGUCGCAUACGAGUACAAGAUCCACGGCGCCAUAGACGGCGUACGGGCUAUGAUUCACCUGAUCUGGACCAAGGACCAUGCGCUCGUGAUGGACGAUGGCAGCCAGCUAAAGGGCGUGCGCAGUCGUCUCAUUGAAGUGUACCGUGCGCUGUACUUUGAGCCACAGGCAGGUGCGCCGCCCGCCGAGAAUACGGCGCGUAUUGCGCGGAACAUGAUUGAGCGCACGUUUGGCGCGACCUUGGCCGAGCUCACAAGUCUCGAGCAGCUGCUCAGCGUCAUGCAUGGCGAGGGCCUCGUGGACCGUGCCGUCAUUGAUACGCUCUGGGACGUGUACGCGACAACCCGGCCCAUCGCGCGUGCUCAGCGGCGCGGAGCGAUCAUGGUCCUUAGCAUGCUGGCCAAGGCGGACCGCGGCAUUGUGGCAGACCACAUCGAUACCCUCCUGCGCAUCGGGCUCGGCCCCUUCGGUGCCAAGGACCUGCUUCUCGCGCAGCAUACGUGUAUCGCACUGCAGCGUGUCAGUGGCAGUGCAAAGAAGGUCAAGGGCGCGCUCUCUGACUCCAAUGUGCGGUACCCUAUGUCGCACCCCAUGUUUGCGCGUCUGCGCGCGGUUGUCAUCAUGCCCGGCGAGGCGACGGGAUGCGAUGCAGCAUGGUUCGGCGUCGCGGAGCAUGCGAUCGAGGCGAUAUACCUGUUGGGCGAACAGCCCGAUGCGCUGUGCACGGAGCUUGUGCGGCACAGUACCCUGCAUGCCUUUAGCGGCGGCCCACAUGCAGCCUACAGUCUGGCGCAGGCCCUCUUUGUGGUGGGGCAUGUCGCACUCAAACAGAUUGUGUACUUGGAGCUCGUGGAGCGAGAGUGCAAGCGGCGCAAGGCUCAGAAGGAGGCUGGCACGGACGGUAAGCCGGCAUCCGAGCUCGACCAGGUGGCCGAGCAGGCUGAAGACGACUUGGGCGAGCUGUUCGGGUUUAUCCGAGACCGCGAGCUGCUGUAUGGCCCCCAGAGUCUGCUCGCGCUGUACGGCCCGUUGGUCACGCACUUGUGCUCGACAAUGCGUCAGCAGAGUUAUGCGCCGCUGCGCCGCGCCGCGGCUCUUACGCUGUGUAAAUUUAUGUGUAUUUCAAGUGAGUACUGCGAGGCGAACCUCGGGCUGCUAUUGCACCUGUUGCGCGCGUCGGAGGACGAGGUCGUGCGUGCGAACGCAGUGAUUGGACUCGGUGACGUGGCUGUGUGCUUCGGCACGCUGGUGGACGAGAACAGUGAACGGCUGUACGCGGGCCUCGGAGAUCCGGAUCUAGGUGUCAAGAAGAACACGCUCAUGGUUCUUACACACCUGAUUCUGAACGGUAUGAUCAAGGUCAAGGGGCAGCUCGGUGAGUUGGCCAAGUGUCUUGAGGAUGAGGAGCCGCGCGUAAGCGAUCUUGCCAAGCUAUUCUUUAGCGAGCUCGCCAUGAAAGAGAACGCCGUGUACAACAACUUGCCAGAUAUCAUCAGUCACUUGUCCAGCGGCGCGCACGCCGUGGACGAAGCAACGUUUGUGAAUACGAUGCGCUUCAUCUUUACGUUCAUCGACAAGGAGCGGCAAGCAGAGAACGUUAUCGAAAAGCUAUGUCAGCGCUUCCGUCUUACGUCCGAGGAGCGGCAGUGGCGCGAUAUUGCGUACUGCCUCUCACUCCUCCCGUACCGCUCAGAGCGCUCGAUCAAAAAGCUGCUGGACGGCCUGCCAUACUAUCAGGACAAACUAUAUGUGCCAGACGUGCACCAGCGGUUCUCUGAGAUCCUCGCCAAAAUGCACCAGGGAAAGGCAGGCGCCCUGGCAAAGACGGGCGAAACGGACCUCCGCGAGUUGGAGGACGUCCUUGCACAGGCCGCCGAGCCUCGUGCUGAACCACACGAGGAAGAGGCGCAGCCAGAGGUCCAGCUGGACGCUCAAGAGGCAGACGCGGAGGCCCAUCAAGCCUGA